This is a messenger RNA of Bolinopsis microptera, 1489 nucleotides long. RefSeq names its product roundabout homolog 1-like. Lineage: Eukaryota; Metazoa; Ctenophora; Tentaculata; Lobata; Bolinopsidae. The transcript is spliced from 7 exons. The coding region runs from base 1 to 1194 and encodes 397 amino acids. The record is from RefSeq and is a predicted model, not a curated record.
AUGGAUACGGUGUACUACAGCCCCACGAGUAUAGAGGUGUCGGUGGAAGGACGUUAUGAACCACACAUAAUUUGGUUCAUUGGAGGACAGGCGUACAGUUCUCAAGAUAAUCCCCAUUUGACCCCAACAAUUUCAUCGGUAUGGUCUGGGUCCAAAAAGACCUUUAAUCUGGCGUUCAAUAUGAGUGGGUUUGAAACAUCUAUGUCGCCGUUCACAGUUCGAGGGACAGUGUCUUUCGGAGACGCCACUGAUCCAACCUUCGACACGGUGACAACCAACAUCUACAAGAGAGAGUUUGUUGAGAGCCUUCCAGCCUCAACAAUAUUCCGCAACGCUGACAUCCCGAAAGCAUUCUUGUGCUCUGCUUCGGGUGAAGACAAGGAAUUACUUACGUUGUCUUGGAAGAUAGGAGAUGUACUAGUAGAUGAUGAGGUAGAGCACGUGACCCUAACAGAUGAGUCAGACAGCAGCUCAACCACCACCAAGAUCAGCAAGUUGACAAUAACAACCAACAAACCAACUUUCAACGCUCAGUUCAAAUGUAUUGCUACCUGGAGUGGCGUAAAUGGAAAGUCAAUCGAGUCGACGACUGACGUUAACGCUGUCGGAGUAGCAGUGGAUGAGAACACGUUCAGCACCGGUUCCUCUGGAGACGGAGUAAUAAGUUGUGUGGUGUGGGGUGAUUCACCCCCAUAUUCUGUCACGUGGUCUAACGAAAGGGAAAAAGCUAUCACCAACCAACCUGAUGAGACAGAAAUUGCAGACAGUAUAACAGAAGGCAUUACUUACACCCACACGCUCACUGUUAAGAAGAUGACGUUUGGGGAUCAAGGAAAAUACACCUGCUCAGUUGUGUUUGUGGAAAACGAAACCCUCGUUAAUGUCGUCACAACUCUUAUCAAGCUUUCUGCAAGGUUCGAACCAGCAACACCAUAUUUCGUCCACGAGAAAACUGUCCAGUUCUCCUGCGUGUACAACGGUUUGGAUGACCCACAGAAGAUCGAAUGGUUCAGGAGUUCAACAGACGAUGCUGAAACCCUAAUCAGCAACAGUGAUGCUAAGUACACCAUUGCCACUGGCAACUUCAACAAGGCCUCCAGAACGAAGACUAGCGUUAUCACUGUAGAGAAUGUUGAAGUUACUGACAGUGGUGACUACACCUGCAAAUGGACCACCUGCAAACUUCAAUCCUAAGUCAACAAUGGUAGUCUCUGUUCGAUUGCUGACUACUCCCUCUACAACGGUAAACAGCACUGACGGGUCAAUAAAGAUCACGUGCAACUACGAGGGUACAACGAGUGGCACCAUGGAGUGGUACUAUAAUAGCCAGAAACUGGAUGAUGCAGCUAAUGAUGCCAUCACCAUCAACCCUGGUUCCCUGCUGAGCAAUGCUCAGCAGUACACUCUGACAAUUACUGACGUUACUCCUCCUGACAAUGCGGGGUUUUACAGCUGUGUUCUGUCGUUCACAGACGGGGACAGUCUGCGU